AAUACUGUCAAUCACAUUUUGCUUCCGGUAACUGCAGAUGGCCCUAACUUCUGAGGACUCUGUCAAACUAUCCUAGCUCGAAAUGAAUGCACGACGCGUGCGCAGUUGUGCUCCAACAGUUACCUCUUUCUCAGAAAGGGGUUCCCUCGAGAAUUCCUUGCACUCUACUGUUGACGGCAUUCUCAAAGAUCUGAAAGCAUGUUCACGUCGGUUGCAAGCCGCUCUCGCCAGCUACCAGGACGAAAUGCAGGUGCUCGAAAGGCUUUACUACAGAAGCAAAAAUCAGCAUCGAGCGGCUUUGUUCUUCAAACGUAUCUCGGAGAUCAGACGUUAUGGCUGGCGACUGCUAGAAGUAAAUAUGACCGAGGAUGUGCAUCUCCUUAGAGCAUCGUUUUAUGGUGCUACCGUUGUUCAGAGCGAAAAACUGAUGAGAGGGUCUUGGAAUCAUAUCCCAAGUUGGUCAUAUGUAUCUUUCAUCACUGAGAGGUUUAAGGCGUAUUCUUGCCUGAUACUCAAAACAUCUGAACGAGUUCGAGAAGCUUAUUACCAUUUUUCCCUUGCAAUGCAGUCUGGUGCAUUCAUUCAACUAAUUGUACUAUUUGCUGGACUUGCUUCAAGAAUGGCGACUUUGCUGACUGAAAUGAGUGAUUGUGUCCGAGGCUGCGAGGCUACCUGUGAUCGAGUACUGAGUGCUAUCGACCCGACCCACAAACCGAGUUUCAUAGCUGGAUCGAGGACUUCCAAGACGUCGGAACAUUUUUUGUCUCGUCAGAGUGACCAGCCAACUCCUACCAUUAAUCCGGAUAUUCCUCUGGAGGACUUUGGUUCCGCUGUUUCUAGAGAGGAGACGCUUGACCUACCAUCAUCCACAUCGGUCGAUGCUAGGGCCGUUAUAAGAAAAGCUAGGAGCAUAAACUCUGAUUCCUUGCAAGCUGCAGUCGUGGUAGAAAAAGUUACUGUUACCACAUCGUCCACUCGAAAAGACAAAACUGUGACAAAGCGGAAGAUAUCAUCUACUCCUGCCGACCAAGGGCGAUCGAAGAAGGCCAGGGAGAAACAAGAUGAAAUUGACGAUAUAUUCGGCUUUUAGCUGAACUUCAUUUCUCAUGAUAUUCAGAAGAUAUCGUUCGACUCUACUUGGAUUCCAGCUUCUCUAUAACUACAUCCAUUGCUGUGUCUCUACGCAAGCUAAUGCAAAGAUAGCAGAGCUAAG
Suillus subaureus is the source of this 1213-nucleotide messenger RNA. RefSeq lists its product as uncharacterized. NCBI's taxonomy places the organism in Eukaryota, Fungi, Basidiomycota, Agaricomycetes, Boletales, Suillaceae. Gene Ontology annotation, molecular function: rRNA primary transcript binding. The coding region runs from base 83 to 1090 and encodes 335 amino acids. The record is from RefSeq and is a predicted model, not a curated record. The transcript is spliced from 6 exons. Gene Ontology annotation, cellular component: ribonuclease MRP complex. Gene Ontology annotation, biological process: maturation of 5.8S rRNA from tricistronic rRNA transcript (SSU-rRNA, 5.8S rRNA, LSU-rRNA); nuclear-transcribed mRNA catabolic process, RNase MRP-dependent.